This is a messenger RNA of Armigeres subalbatus, 1210 nucleotides long. RefSeq lists its product as uncharacterized. The transcript has 2 exons. The coding region runs from base 225 to 674 and encodes 149 amino acids. NCBI's taxonomy places the organism in Eukaryota, Metazoa, Arthropoda, Insecta, Diptera, Culicidae. The record is from RefSeq and is a predicted model, not a curated record.
UCGGCAGUCGGUUCGCGUUUACUUUCCAUUAACUAUUCUAAUCAAAUGAAGUGACUUAUACAGGCCAUAGUUUAGAUUUUAAGUGGCCUUGGCUGUGGUUCUUUAGUUUUUUUCGAGACUCCGUACCAGGUGCAUCUACUCAUCAUCCGUGGCUGUGAAUUUGGUGUCCAUCGGAUUUGUUCCAGUUUGAUAAGUGGUGCCACGAAAAGAUACGGACUACGAAGAUGUCUGCCGGUCCUGUGCUACUGCUUUCGGUUCUGCUCACUGGAUACAUCUACUGGAGCUUCGCUCAACCCACCAACGUCCUGGAGAUCCGCUGCAAGCUGUACUCGGGCCCGGCCGUCCAAAACACCGGCGAGUGUGUGCACGGUGCCGAGCUGAAUCCUUGCGGUAAGCUUUCCUGCCUGAAGGGAGUGGGCGACAAGUGCGGUGAAAACACCGCCGGAAUCAUCAUGUCCGGCAAGUGCGCCAGCGGUCUGAUGUGCUGCGGUGGCCAGUGCGUCGGCUGCAAGAACGGAAUCUGCGACCACCGGCUGUGCCCUCCGCGUCUAUCGAUGAACCACCACCCGUUCGGACUGGGUCUGGCACUGGAAGGACCCCAGCAGCAGCAACCAAUUGGCGUUUUUCCAUCGCUGUACAAGAUGUUUGACUACUACAGCAGUGAGUCGGAGUAAGGGGCGUCAGAAAGUUAAAUUUGUUUCGGGAUAUCCCAAGUGAAUGCAUGUAGACUGAUUUUAACAUGAAAAACUUGAUUUAUAGGCUCUGUAGGAAAUUAAAUUAUUGUUGUAGAAAAUAGAACCAAUGUGCAAUGGUAGCCAUAUGUAUAUCAAAUAAUCAAAAUAGUCGAAGGAGGCCAAGGAGAUUAGUACAAAGCAGAAAGCGGAAAUUUGUCUAAAAAUGUGUCCAUGACAACAUUCGGAUUACAAGUAAAUUAUCAAAAAAAAAAUGGAAAAGACAACUAUAAUAAUCGUAAAACUGGAUCUGAACUAUGCGCUGAAGUAUUGGGCCACCUGUCAUAUAUUAUAGAACUCGCGAAUUAUGAAAAAUGAUGAAAAAAAGUAAGUAGUCAUAAAUAGGAGAAGAUAGAAGAAAAACAUUCUAGAGAAGAAAUUAACAAAUUCGAAUGAAACUAUAGCGAAAAAAAAAUAAAUUGAUGUGAUACUAAUGCAUAUGCAAAAUGCCAAAACAAUGCCAAAUAAAAAGCAAAUUC